UCAACACGUUCGGUCUUGUCCUUUCAGGUGACUAAGCUACUCCGUGAGUGCUCCCUUGGAAUCCUUUGGCCCCCUUUUUUUUUUUUUUUUUGUCGUCCAGGUAAGUAGCGGCCACGAUUCACUAUUCCGGCCGCCCGGCACAGCCAAUCGUGGCAUCAUAUACUGUUCUUUUCAGGUGAACCAGGGAUAAUCUCGGCUUCGCCAGGUCGCUUCCGUCCCCUCUGUUCACGGCAUUAACAGCUCCAGCAUCUUAAGGUAAGGUUAUAAACCACGCCCAGUAAGGGGACCUCGCGUCCUCCGGCCUCGCCCCGACGCUGGGCACCUCCGUCCCGCCACGCGCUUCUCUCUGUAAUACCACCCGCACCCACCUCGCUUCCCCCUCCAGCUUUCCUUUCCCCUCUUCGUUUCAGCUCCAACAUGUCCCACGUGUCCGACAUCGAGGACGCUCUAUCGAUCGUGGAGUCUGCGGUAUCGGAACGGGCAAGUCGCUCUUCUUACCGGACUUGGACCAUCCCCAAGAUGAUUGCCGAGCUGGACAAGCGAGGAAUCCGCCUUUCGGCCACAGCCCGAAAGGCCGAAUUAUAUCACCUAUUGUUUCCUGAGCCAUCCACAGGGUCCACGGAGCAGAUCCCCAUGUCGACCAUACAGCUGUCACUAACGCAGCUACACGCCACGAUAAACAAUUUGUCCAGUUCCAUCUGUGACAUGAACACCAGGCUCCAGGCAGUCGAAAGCAGGGACGCUUCACCUGCCGCACCCUCCAGUCCCGCCCCUGGUCCUUCCACUUCCCAGCCAUCUUCCUCAGGUCAUGCCUCAAGCCGACAGAAUCGGGAUUCCACCCCCGGACUUCGGCUCUCUGAUCCUGGACUAGACAGGCACCUAGUCAUGGCUCAUACUCUCAUCCGCAAGUCCCUGUCCGAAAACUCCACAAGGAACUACCAGUCGGGUUGGAAAGCUUUCGAGGUAUUUCGUCACCUUCACCCCAGGGGCAACGUAAGCGAAACCGCUUUCAUCAUGGCUUUCCUGGCAUACUGCCACAAGGACCUACACCUCUCCUUCAGCACCAUCAGAUCGUAUCUGUCAGGAGUCCAGCAUCACCUCAUGAUCCGUCAGCCAGACAGCAACCCUAUCUUUUCUUCCCACGCCAUCAAAGCCACACUGCGGGGUAUUCAAAAAUGCUCUCACAAAUCCGGACCCGCCAGGCAACCCGUCUCAGGGGACCUGUUCAGGAAACUCUCAUCCUCCCUAGACGGCAGUCCUUUUGGCCCUUUCAGAAGCUGCAUUCUCAAAGCCGCCCUCUACCUAAGCUUCUACGGCUUUCUCCGGCCCGGGGAAUUCACCGGCACCUCUCCUCACAACUCAGGCCCGGCUCUAAACCAACUCACCCGUAGUCGCGAGCGUUUCACCUUCACCUUGCCAGUCUCCAAAACCUCACAAAUCGGGCCCCCAGUGCACAUAGGAUACUUCCCGACUUCCAACUCCUGGUGUCCCGUGGCCGUCCUCAACGGGUUACUCACCACACUGGGCAAUCGGGCUCCCGCCAGCCCUCUCCUUCCUUUCCCGUCACGACCUCUCACGUCCUCGCAGUUUGUCAAACACAUUCGCAGCCUCGCGUCCGGGUUUGGGUUCAACCCCCAGGCCAUCACGGGCCAUUCAUUCCGGAUCGGAGCCGCCUCCGCCGCCUCCAAACAUGGGGUCCCGGCCCAUAUCAUCCGUAAGAUGGGCCGCUGGAAGUCCUCUUGCUUCUCACGAUACAUCCCGCACCCGAAAGCCGAAAUCGCUGCGGCUUUCUCUGACUUAGUUCUGUAG
Bufo bufo (common toad) is the source of this 1809-nucleotide messenger RNA. RefSeq lists its product as uncharacterized. The transcript has 2 exons. Bases 418 to 1809 code for a protein of 463 amino acids. Gene Ontology annotation, biological process: DNA recombination; DNA integration. The record is from RefSeq and is a predicted model, not a curated record. NCBI's taxonomy places the organism in Eukaryota, Metazoa, Chordata, Amphibia, Anura, Bufonidae. Gene Ontology annotation, molecular function: DNA binding.